UCUAAUUACGAAAAAUGCACUAAAUUUUAUGACUUGUACUACGAAAAGUUAUUUUAUAUUUUAAUAAAACGAAUAUGGAUAGAUUUUCUUGGAAAUAUGACAACGGCUUACACAAAACAGGUGAAAUAUUGGUGACACAACAACGUGGAUUGCGGCUUUACGAUGGCGAAGACAAGACUAAUUUUGAUAAUGGAAAUCUAAAGUUGACAUCUCAUUCAUUGAUUUGGGAGGAUCAAAAAUUACCAGAUAGACGUAUCUCUUUAUCUCUUGCUUUGAUCAGCAAAGUUAAAGAACAUUCAUCUGGUUUAAUGAAAAGUGCAAAGUUAUUUGUUUAUUUGAAUCCUCCUCCUGCAGACAGGCAGCCUGGACCUUUUGAUUCAAGUUCAUAUGCUUUCAUAAAAUUGUCUUUUCGUAAUGGUGGGCAUAUUGAGUUUAGAAGAUUAUUAGAGCAACAACUUAUGAAGAAAUUAUGGUUACAGUCUUCUACAGUUACAAAUCUUCAAGCUGACUCAAACAUUGUUCAAUCACGGAUACAGAGGCGUGGUCCAGGAAUUCUGGGAAUUGAAAGAAAUCUAGAGGAAAAAUCACGUGCUACAGAUACAGCAAUCAAUCAGGCUUUUAAAGAUUUGGAUGCCUUGAUGGAAAAGGCAAAAGAAAUGGUUGCAUUGGCUGACAGAUUUGCAUCAAAAAUUGAAGAAAGAAAAGGAACCUUGACUGAAGAUGAAACCAUUUUAUUCAAAUCCUAUCUUCUUAGUGUGGGAAUAUCCAAUCCGGUUACAAGGGAAACCCAUGGAAGUGGUACAAGCUAUCACAAGAAACUUGCAAAAGAAUUGGAAAUAUUUUUAAGUGAACAGUUAAAGAUUGAAGGAGGCAUGAUGACUUUAACCGAUGUUUAUUGUAGAUUUAAUCGAGCUAGAGGAAUGGAGCUGGUUUCUCCUGAAGACUUGUUGAAUGCUUCCCAACUGUUUCAGUCACUUGGACUUUCUUUAAGACUGCGCUCGUUUAGCAGUGGAGUGUUUGUGAUUCAGUCUUCAAGUCAUAGUGAUGAUGAAGUAAUACAUGACACUAGAGAAAAGUUGUUUUCCAAUAGCUGUUUGACUGCCGACCAACUGUCUAAAAUUCUUGGAAUUUCUGUAAUGCUAGCCAAAGAAAGACUACUAUUUACUGAACAAGUUGGUAUGGCAUGUCGAGAUGAUUCUGUCGAGGGAUUAAAGUUUUAUCCUAAUAUGUUCUUACAAACUGCCGUUUUUCAAUGAACAUUGCCAACUACUAAACUUUAUCUAGAAAUACACUUACACUUCACUUGUUUGAUAAAGAGUUUCCACUAUGUACCUAUAGACUGUUAUGUAUUGACUUCAUGUGCAAAAAAUGAUCUUAACAAAAAUAUGAGUUUAAAUUACAUAUUUUGAAUUUCCUUUUGAAA
This is a messenger RNA of Xenia sp. Carnegie-2017, 1423 nucleotides long. Its product is annotated as vacuolar protein-sorting-associated protein 36-like. Gene Ontology annotation, biological process: protein transport to vacuole involved in ubiquitin-dependent protein catabolic process via the multivesicular body sorting pathway. Lineage: Eukaryota; Metazoa; Cnidaria; Anthozoa; Malacalcyonacea; Xeniidae. Gene Ontology annotation, molecular function: phosphatidylinositol-3-phosphate binding; ubiquitin binding. The record is from RefSeq and is a predicted model, not a curated record. Bases 75 to 1256 code for a protein of 393 amino acids. Gene Ontology annotation, cellular component: ESCRT II complex; late endosome membrane. The transcript has 15 exons.